AUGACCAAAAGGCGCGCCGACCACCUCCGCGAUAUUUCACCGAGAGAUCCCAACCACCCAUGGGUUGCACGAGGCUAUCGACCAGACGUGGCGUAUGCCAACAGGUCUGCUCCCAUAGAAGAUCCCUACGGUGAGAUCGCAUAUCAACGCGCCUUUGCCGAGGCCGCCGAGUCCAAUUCAAUUCGAGUGCCUGAGCCGAUCCUGUAUCACAAUUCUCCUUCGGCACGCGACUAUAUAAGAAGAAGGGACGAACUCUUCUUCUCGGUCAAGCCUGGAAAGCCCAACAACAAAUCCGGCAGUCAGCCCGCAACGCCCACUUCUGCCAAUACAUCGGCUUCCUCGCCAGGAAAGCCUCCUUCCCCCAAGUACAGUUCAGAGUCGAGUUUUCCUCAUGGAAGAACAGAUACCAAAUCCAAGGUUGAGCCUGGUCCUCCAAGGCCAAAUGCAUCCCCGAGCAAUAAGAAUGUCCAGCAGCAGUCGCCGCGCGCAAUCAGGCCCGCCGCCGAACAAAUGCCACUUGUCAAUGGUCUGCCUUGGACCUUGGAGCCCAAAAUUCAUCCCACUGGCCCUGCUAGGAUGCUGCGAUGA
Messenger RNA from Cladophialophora psammophila CBS 110553, 588 nucleotides. RefSeq lists its product as uncharacterized. The record is from RefSeq and is a predicted model, not a curated record. The transcript has a single exon. Bases 1 to 588 code for a protein of 195 amino acids. Lineage: Eukaryota; Fungi; Ascomycota; Eurotiomycetes; Chaetothyriales; Herpotrichiellaceae.